AUGAAAGUCGCAAUGAGAAUGAGAAAAUUGCCACCAAGAUAUGCUCAUGAAUUUAUGUCCCGGACCAAAAGUCACUUGUUUUCCAAGUCUUUUGGUUGGAAGCAUUUUUCAUCUGUGAUGGAGCAGAAGGAGCCACCAAUUCUUCGUGCAUGUAAUUCUGUGUGUCUAGGCAAGUCUACCACACUUACGAAGAGUGAAAUAUUGGAAUCACUAAAGAAUGCUGGCCUGCCAGCAAAUGAAGACAAUGCGGUGGCUGUGAUGAGAUUUUUGAAUGUAGACACAAAAGGAUCUAUUUCUCAUGGACACUUCCGCAGUUUUAUGCUUCUUCUUCCCCCAUAUCGUCCUCAAGAGGAUCCAGGGAGUACUGCAGUUCCUGUUUCACGACGGUUGAAAAACCUGUUGAAAGUGUUAAUAUCGGCGUUGGCAGGGGGCCUUUCUUGUGUCAUGUCUUGUGCAUUAAUGCAUCCAAUUGACACCAUCAAGACUCAAGUACUAGCAUCAUCGUCUUUAACCUUUCUAGAAGUCAUUUCUAAGCUUCCCCAAGCUGGAGCACAGGUUUUAUAUAGGGGUUCAAUCCCAGCAAUUCUUGGACAGUUUUCAAGCCAUGGCUUGCGAACUGGAAUAUCUGAAGCAAGUAAGCUAGUGCUAAUAAAUAUUGCUCCGACAUUACCAAACUUCCAGAUACAAUCCGUAUCAUCAUUCUGCAGCCCAUUUUUGGGAACAGCAGCGCGGAUCCCUUGUGAGGUGUUGAAGCAGCAAUUGCAGGCCGGUCUAUUCGACAAUGUGGGGGAGGCUACGGUUGGGAUGUGGCGCCACGAUGGACUCGGGGGUUUCUUUUGUGGAACUGUGACCACCCUUUGUCGUGAGAUUCCAUUUUAUGUUGCUGGCACCGGCCUAUAUGAUGAGUCCAAAAAGGCUGUGCAGCAAUUUUUAGGAUGGGAACUGAAACCUUGGGAGACACUGGCUGUGGGGGCUUUAUGCGGCGGCUUUACGGCUGUGAUGAUGACACCGUUGGAUGUGAUCAAAAUGAGAAUGAUGACCGCGAGGGGUCAGUCUCUGUCGGACGCCUCAGUUACCCUCUCCAUACUCCGCCAUGGCUUAUAUAAAGGAGCAGUGCCCAGGUUCUUCUGGGUCGCUCCCCUGGGCGCCUUCAAUUUUGCUGGCUGCGAGCUGGCUAGAAAGGCCAUGUCCAGGAUUAUGAACGAGCAUCCUCCCAAGGUGGCCACUUCUGAAUAAUAGAGGGAUUUUUUCGGCCCGAGUCUAUAUCAACAUGGAUCACAAUUUUUGAUUCACCUGCAUGGCUGCAUCUCUCUCUAAUAUUUUCUCUUUUGUACAUUUGCGGUUUGCUAACCACGUUUGGGAUCCAUUUCAAUUUGGCCUUGUAAAUUUUCUACGGAAAGGAAGAGCUCGUUAUUUCUUUCACUUUCUUCACUGCUGUACAGAUAUUAAUCCUUUCAUUUCUUUCAAAUCAAUAUUCUGGAGUGCCUAUAGCAGUUCACUUUUUUUGAUA
Molecule: messenger RNA, 1510 nt
Organism: Prosopis cineraria
Lineage: Eukaryota; Viridiplantae; Streptophyta; Magnoliopsida; Fabales; Fabaceae
Cellular component (GO): mitochondrial inner membrane
Molecular function (GO): S-adenosyl-L-methionine transmembrane transporter activity
Source: RefSeq, a predicted model, not a curated record